AGUGGCGAAGUCGCUAGCAUGGGAAAAGUUUUGACGGUUGCGUAUAAAGGACGGCUCCUGUCCAAUGGAAAACAAUUUGAUGAAGGCAAGGGAUUUUCGUUUCGACUUGGUGAAGGAAGAGUCAUACCUGGAUGGGAGAAGGGCCUUGAGGGCAUGAAAGUUGGCGGGCAACGUGUUUUGCGCAUUCCCCCAAGUUUGGCGUAUGCCGAUCGAGGUGCCAGGGAUGUUAUCCCGCCUGGUGCUCACUUGGAGUUUGACUGCGAACUG
Phaeodactylum tricornutum CCAP 1055/1 is the source of this 267-nucleotide messenger RNA. RefSeq lists its product with no specific name. The transcript has 2 exons. The record is from RefSeq and is a predicted model, not a curated record. Gene Ontology annotation, molecular function: peptidyl-prolyl cis-trans isomerase activity. NCBI's taxonomy places the organism in Eukaryota, Bacillariophyta, Bacillariophyceae, Surirellales, Neidiaceae. The annotation marks the transcript as partial.